Linum tenue is the source of this 819-nucleotide messenger RNA. The record is from the annotation of a GenBank genome assembly. Lineage: Eukaryota; Viridiplantae; Streptophyta; Magnoliopsida; Malpighiales; Linaceae.
AUGUAUAUACGUGGAUUGAUUUUCUGGUGCUUGCUGCUUCAAUUACUGGUUCUCCAUCUCCUACCCAGAGUUUCAGCCAUAAGGAAAGACAUCGGCUUCCUGAGAAAUCAGCUUUGUAGAACUACUGUUCAAGGAAGGUAUCUGCUUUCAGACGAAAAUGGCCGUGUAUGCGAUGCUCUAUCGCUUGAUCCCCGAUUUCGAUGUUGCCCCGUGAAAGGAGAGAGGUUCCCCUGUAAAGGAUGCAAUCUUCUCUCGCGAUGUUGCAAUUCCUAUGAAUAUUGCGUUUCUUGCUGCCUGAAUCCUUCCACAACACUUGCUGACGAAGUAAUGAAGGUGAAGAUAGCCAAGACUGCAACUUCAGGGACUUAUCCGAGCAUAUUCGAUUUCUGUUCAGGGAGGUGCCGCCAUAACUCUGGCAGCGUGGUUCAUGAGAAUGCUUAUAUCAGCGAGUUCCACCACUGCUUCUCUCUGCCUUCGAAUCAAUCCGGGGAUGAUCAUAGGCAACAAGAAGCAAGGCUGGUUGGGGUUAAUGUAGUGAUUGGUGGGCAAGGCGAGUCGUGUGAUUUGGUCUGCAGGUCGAAAGGGCAGUCGUGUAUUGUGAACAAGCUUCUGGUGCUCAAUCAGUGUGAGAUUAUAAAGAAGUACAUGAGCUGUGAAGGAGGGUGUUUGGCUAGCGUAGGGAGUGAUCAGCCUGCUGAGGUUGUUGAUGAUGCUCCGAAAGAUCUGAAUCCCGGGACUUGCUUGUACACGAAGCCACAGUCUAUGCUCUCAUGUGACGGGUCUCAUCCUCAUACCCAGAGACUCUGCCCCUGUGCCUAG